Kickxella alabastrina is the source of this 1374-nucleotide messenger RNA. Its product is annotated as HlyIII-domain-containing protein. Gene Ontology annotation, cellular component: membrane. Bases 165 to 1190 code for a protein of 341 amino acids. Gene Ontology annotation, molecular function: signaling receptor activity. NCBI's taxonomy places the organism in Eukaryota, Fungi, Kickxellomycota, Kickxellomycetes, Kickxellales, Kickxellaceae. The transcript has a single exon. The record is from RefSeq and is a predicted model, not a curated record.
UUUAGAAAUCAAAAGUAAAAAACCCCCCAAUAAAAAAAGUAGCCAUCCGCCAUGCAUUCUUCGCGGUUUGCCGUUUUACUUGUCUUUUUUCUUUGCUAUUGUAGCCUGCAUUAAUUUAUUUAAACACAACCAACGCUUUCAUUUUUUAUUUUUACAUAAGAACAAUGGUUCUAUCGAGGCGCACAACGCCCACCGUGGCCGCAGUGCCGCAGAACGGACUUGACCCGCAAACAAUCGACAGCGAUGCUGGAAUCGUGUCCGAAGCCACGACCCUGUUGGAGCCUGAGGCCGCCGCAAACGGAGGCUCAAAGUACCAGCACGCAUCGCAGGGCAAGCGGCUGCUGAGCUGGGCCGAGCUGCCCGAAUGGAUGAAAGACAACCAGUAUAUUUUCACAGGAUACCGCGCGCCAGCAAACUCUUUUGCCAAGUGCUUCGCGUCUUGGUUCUACUUGCACAACGAGACAGGCAACAUCAUGACACACCUCCUUGGCGCACUGGGUUUUGUCAUUCUGUGCUUCACAGUAGCCAGCGGCCUGCUGCUCGAGUUCCCGACCAUUGACUGGAACGAUAUCACAACAAUGUAUAUAUUUCUUCUGAGCGCCAUUGGAUGCAUGGCCACGUCGGCCAUAUACCACACGGUGACUUGUCAUUCGCACAGUGUCCAGCGGGCGUACAACCGGUGUGACUACGUCGGAAUUGUCUUUCUGAUUGUCGGGUCGUGCGUGCCCGUCUUCUGCUACAUGUUCUACUGCCACCCGAGGCUGAAGAUGUUCUAUCUCGGCCUGAUUUUCUCCCUGGGGCUGCUCACCACAUACAUGGUUGUUGCGCCGAAAUUUGGCACGCCGGCGUACCGCCCCCUGCGCGCCGCAACAUUUGUUGCCCUUGGUGUAUCGGGCGUCGUCCCGGGCGUGCAUUCCUGGUGGCUGUUUGGCUGGGAGUACACACGCAAUGCUGUGCAGGUGCCCUAUAUGCUGGUUAUGGGCCUAAUGUAUAUUGUGGGCGCCACUCUUUACGGCGCUCGGUUCCCUGAGCGCUGGUGGCCGGGCCGCUUCGAUUACCUGCUCCAUUCGCAUCAGAUUUUCCACGUGUUUGUCGUUAUUGCUGCUGCUGUUCACUUUGUUGGCGUCUGUGGGGCUUUGCGCUGGACACAUGCUGUUGGGAUUUCAAUGUGUGACACCUCGCUGCAAUGAAUAAGGAAUACAUGGCCUAUUGUUCCUGCAAUGCCUGAUUCGCCCUCAUCAUGCUUUUUUCUGUGGACCGAGUCGGUCUUGAUCUUGAUCAAUCGAAACAAUAUCCGGUCUUUUGCAUGCUUUUAUUUAUUUUUCAUCCAUCAAACUUCUCAAAAAUUUUUUAAAAAAUUUAAGACAAAAUUAU